UAUUUUACCUCUUUUUCACUAAUGCGUUGUUUAAUGUAUAAACACAAUCAUUGAAUAUCGCUUAAGAUAUAAACAAUUUCGUUUUAUCUCAUUCAUUUUUAGUUUAUGUUAAAGUACUUUACUUAAGGAUAAAACUGUAUGUAACAACACAUUGGAUUAAUACCGUUCCAGUACGGUAUAAAAAAUUAUAAAAUACAAAGCAUCCUUUUUGGUACAGAUCCCAUGCCUAAUCCCAAUCUCAAAUGCAUUGUUGGCAAAAAGGGGGGAAAGGGAAAGAAAAAAAAAAAUUGACCCAAACCAUAUUUAUAAUCCAUAAUCAUCUUGAUGCUUUAACGCGAAAUACGAGUGAACAGUCUUUGAAUAGCACUGAAGCUUAUGUUACUGUAGUAGAUGGAGUUGCUGGCACAACUACAGUAGCAGCUAGUACGUCUAUAGAACCUAGUACUUCUGUCAACCCUCCAGGUGCCGCGUCUUCCAACCCAUUGAUGUGUCAACCUCGGAAAAAGAAUACAAAGCGAAAAGUAUUCCCAUUACCAAACUCUAUAAAAAAACGAAUUGAGCGCAAUAAGAAGUUGCUUGAAAGACGUCAAGCUCUAAAAGAGGCCAAGAAAGCAGCUAAAAAAGCAUUGAAAGCAGAAGCCGCUAGUAAGAAAGCGUCAAGUGAAGCUACUCCGGCAACAGAGGCAACAUCACAAGUGUCUGAGACACAAGAAACAACUCCAGUAAUGGCUGAUCCAAAUCAACAACAUGUUGAACCAGUUCCAAUAGUAGCGGAUACACCGCAAGUACCAGUUGUCACACCAGUUGUCGCACCAAUAGUACACCAAGUGGUACAAGUGCAUCCUACGGUUCCGACCCAAAAUAAGCCAAUGUAUUUAAAGCAACAGCAUAAUCAACAGAAACGGAGGAAGCGAGGAGAAUAUGAGUACAAUUAUCCAAAAGGUAUACCCAGAAGUUUCAUCAUACAGCAAAAGCUUUGUCAAGAGGCUGGCAUUCAGCAAAGUAUGACCAAUUCGCCAAUAUAUCCUAUGGGACAACCGAAGAUUCCUAAUCACCAGAUGUACCAACAUAUGGCCAAUACGGUACAGGCAACAUUCGACCAUAGUUCUACUAUGACUAUUGUGAACGAUGCAACUGGGCCAAUAUCUGUUAAUACAGACUUCACGACUGACGUCCAACAACCUUACUCGCCGUCCGACAUUUAUUCAGAGUCUGGGAAUCUUGAACCUGCCGAAGAAGAUGAAUUAUCUGACACGAACCAAACAGGACAAAAGCGUCUUAGCGCCUUCCAGAGACUGGGGCCUCUAUCACAGCCAAAGAAGCCUAAACUCACAAUUAAUUUAACGCUGCAUAAGGAACAACCUGUUAGGGAAGUGGUAGACGAUACAGAUGUUGACCUAGAACGUUACACUCCCGUACACCUUCGUCAGAACAUCAUCAACAGUACGGACGAGACGGUGAAGAAAUACCUGCCGCAUUGGCCGUGGAAGAAGAAUGUAGGCAUUUUAGGUAAAAGGAGUGCUACGGCCAGGGCUUCUAAGUCGGUCAUGAUAAUCGAACAAGAGCUAAUGGAAGAGGCCUACGAGAAAGAAAACUUAUUCAUUAAUAUUUCGGUGAAAGGCUACCCGGCAUCGUGGACCAAAGAACGAGUACUUGAUGCUAUACUGGACAGCGUCAAAGACUACAGUCUUAUACCUUGUUUUACUGAGUUCUACGAAAACGAAUGCAAGUUCCUCGUCCUACGUAAUAGGUCAGCCCUCAUAAUAUUACAUAAAACAGGUUUUUACAUACAUAAAGACGGUGUAGAGCUUACCAUCACGAUAGCUCCAGCGAAUUUGACGCUUAACCAGAUUGACUUUAUACCAAGAAUCAUUUUGAGACAAAGGAUUGCUAUGGGAUAUGAUGGAGUUAAACACACGUUGAAUUUAAGCUCCUUCACUUUGCAAGAAGAUAUAAGCCACUUCAUCUACUUCCCCUUAUCUCGAGUUAGCAACCAAAGUGAAUUAAUACAGUUGCAAAGCGUCAUCGCUUGGGACAGUCUCACUACUCUAGAUCUUUCACACAACAGACUAUCUAAUUUAAGCGGCUUAGAUCUAAUCAGCACAACACCAAAACUGGAACAUUUAAAUCUUUCACACAAUUAUUUAGCGAAAGUUACUGCGCUCUUAGUAUUUAGAGACCUGCCUUUAAAAUCUAUAAAUCUAGAAGGAAAUCCCUUAUGCCAUGAUUAUAUUCAGACCGAUCAUUACAUUAAGGUUCUGAAAAUGAUGUUUCCUGCGCUUGUGGAAAUUGACGGCGUGAAGAUCUUAUUAAAAGGUGAUCUACCUGAUUCAAAACGUAUCUACUGCCCAGAAGACGCGAUGCAAGUCGCAGAGAAGUUUCUAGAAACAUUUUUCCCCUUACUAGACUGUGCUUCGGAACAACGCUUUUUGAUAGAAGGGAUGUAUGCAGAUAAUGCUGCACUGACAGUCACCUACUGUUAUAAAUUGCGUUACGGUCCUAUAUACAGGAACUUUAGGAACUUAUUCCUAUACGCCAGGUUUUUGGACGAAGGGGAGACGGACUCCGUGGUCGGUGCGAUGGCCAUCACCAGACUCAUAAACAGGUGGCCGCGCACUGAACACGAUCCUUCAACGUUUGUAGUUGAUGUCAUGUUUCAUAGUGAGAGGACUACAAUACUGCGUAUGACCGGCAUAUUAAAACUAACAGCGGAGUCGUUAGCCGAAGAUGAACACCUACUAACAUUUUCCCGAACAGUAGUACUGCAUUCGAGAGACGGCUACGAGUACAAGAUACUGAAUGAAAUGGUCUACUGGUCAGAGCCGACCGCGUCUCAAGCCAGGGCCGCGUUCCGAGUUACGUCGGUUUCUCAAAAGAAUACUACUCUGAAAAUUGAUUCAACAACAGAUGAAGAUCUUCAAGAAAAAUUGUUAAAAGUUUUCAUGAAACUAACUACAAUGGAUAAGAAAACAAGUAAAAGGUGUUUGGAAAUUAACAGCUGGAACUUUAAAUUGGCUUUAGAACAUUUCACCAAGUUAUGGAAAGACAACAACUUGAACUCUUUAACUAAAGAAAUAUACACAGUAUAAUGUAUUUUUGGUUGAAUUUUAAAGGUUGGAGAUAAAUAAAGCUUUCUUCAGUUUCAAA
Molecule: messenger RNA, 3147 nt
Organism: Trichoplusia ni (cabbage looper)
Lineage: Eukaryota; Metazoa; Arthropoda; Insecta; Lepidoptera; Noctuidae
Product: nuclear RNA export factor 2-like
Exons: 20
Coding region: 243-3089 (948 amino acids)
Biological process (GO): poly(A)+ mRNA export from nucleus
Cellular component (GO): nucleus
Molecular function (GO): protein binding; RNA binding
Source: RefSeq, a predicted model, not a curated record